UCAUCAUUUUUUUUCUCCGCCAUUGUUUAUACAAUUUCUUCUCGUAUUGGACAACUUAAUUAUAAUUAUUCGAUGAUCAUCAUUUAAGUUCAAGAUCCACAUAUACUUUAAAUACUGGCAAUCAUAAUGUUUGUAUUGAAAAUCAUUAAUCAUUUCUAUCCAAUUCUGAAACAACCAAAUCUAUCUAAUUAUGGAACAUCAUCAUUAAUAUGUGUUAAAAAUCCAACGGAUAGAAUUAAAUUCUGGUCAUUUGUUCGCCGUGAACUUAUAUCAUUCAAAGGUGUCGAAUAUUAUCAUAAGCUAACAUGGUUUAUGUAUCAUACCAAUGUAUUAGGUGAUCAUUGUUGUCGUAAAUGGGUAUAUUGGAUUCUCUGGCUACAAUAUCUAGCAUUCAUACGUAUAUUAUUUUUAUAUUUUUAUCCAUUAUCACAUCUUCAACGAAUCGAAUGGGCCGAUGCUGCCUAUAUUUAUUUUGAUGAUAAUCUUAUGAAUUUAUUAUAUUCAGCAUUUAUAAUGUGCGUAUUUAUUGAGAAAAAUGUUUAUUUCAAUAGUGAUCGUCGUUUAUUUGCCAUAUUGAAUGGUAUUAUUAAUCAUCCAUCGAUUUGUCCUGAAUUGACAUAUAAUCCAUUUGAUGAUGAUAAAUGGUUAUUCACCUUACGACAAUUAAUGAUAGUGUUAUUAAAUAGUCUACAAAUUAUAGUCAAUUCAAUGAUAGCCAUUAAUAUAUUUUAUUUACAUUGGACAACAUAUACGAUAAUACAAAAAGAUUGGCCAAAAUCAUCAUUGUUAUUUGAAUUUGAAUUUCAAAAUUUGACAAAUUUUAUCAUCACAACAAUAAUCAUCUAUUGUCAAUGGCUAUUUAGAAUAUUCAUCAAAAUCAUAUGGUUCGAAUUGAAUACAUUCAUAUUUAUGGUGGAUAUAAUGUUAAAAUCACGAACAUUAAUAACUGGUGCAACCUAUAUACUUGCAUAUACAAUAUUAUUCUAUGUUGAAUUGAAACAAAUUGCUCAAAUUCUUUAUCAUAAUCAUUAUGAUCAACAAUUACAAUCAUCGAUGAACAAUAUAACAAUACGUAUAAAUCGUUUUAUGUAUAAACAUAAUCGUCUUUUUGAACGUAUUAUGAUGGUUGAUCGUGUUAUGUCGAAAACAUUUUUCUGGUUUAUGAUGGCAUCAUUGCCAAUCAACAUAUAUCUAUCGGCAUGGAUUCUAGCACAUUUUAAAAAUAUAAUGAUAAAUUUUCGUCCAUUAUUAAUGCAUUAUAUAGUGGCCAUAUUAAUCGUUUUUGGUACUUUGUUGGGCGUAUUUUUUGUUCAUUAUAUUCUGGUAUUAUAUCCAACAGCUAUACAUAGUAAAUCUGGUAUUAAACAUUUAUUACAUUUAGAAGCAUGUCGACUACAACAACAACGGCCAUUAAAUAAUAAUCAUUCACAAUUUAAAAAAAGAAUAAUGAAUUGUCGAAUAUUGAUUCUACGAACACAUUUAAAACAAGUUAAUUAUAUUGCAAAAUUUCAUGUGAAAAAUCGUUAUGGAUUCACCUAUUGUAAUACAGGAUUGAUUACAUUGAAUUCAUUUUUUCGUUCAUUGAUGAUUUAUCUAAAAGUUUUACUUUUAGUUUAUAAACUACAUUCAAUAUGA
Messenger RNA from Dermatophagoides farinae (American house dust mite), 1635 nucleotides. The record is from RefSeq and is a predicted model, not a curated record. NCBI's taxonomy places the organism in Eukaryota, Metazoa, Arthropoda, Arachnida, Sarcoptiformes, Pyroglyphidae.